UUUUUACAGGGUCUGAAUGGUUUUGAGGAAUUAAGGAAGUAUAUCAAACAAGGGAGUGAAUUCUGUAAGGAAGUGUCGGCCAUUAUCCAGGAAAGGGCUGACCUAGAGGGAAAUUACGCAAAACAUCUCAACAAACUCAGUCAGAAACUUGUAAAAGCCACAACAGGAAAUUUAGGAACCUUAGCUGACGGAUGGCGGUCAGUGGCCAGUGUCAUGGAGCAGGAGGCGGAGCUUCACAAGAAUUUAGGUCAGGCAUUGGCUGAAGAGAUUAGUAAACCAUUAAAAUCUUUGGUGGAAACCCAGAACAAGGCCAGAAAACCAAUAGAGGCAACAGUGGACAAAAGUCUAAAGACCCUAACAGACAAAAGAACAGAAGAAACCAAGGCUAAGAAGCAAUGUUAUAUCCACGCCAAAGAAAGUGAGAAAGGAGAGGAACUAAGGUCGGAUACCAGUAAAGGGAAAACUGAGAAAGACAAGCACAAAAUAGAGAAGAAAUGUGACCAGAUGAGGAAACAGCUGAGGAAAUCUGACAAGGAUUACUGUGAAUUAUGUGAAAAGGCAGAGACAGCAAGACAAGAGUGGGAGUUCAAUGUUGCCAAGGGAAGUUCACAGCUGCAGACCUUAGAUGAAGAAAGACUAGCCAAGAUGGCUGACUACCUCAAUCAGUAUAAUAGUCACUUGUCAGUCAUGGCACCUCGCCUACAAACCAGUUGUGAUAAAUUACACGAGUCAGUGAUAUCAGUUGACAUCCAGGAGGAUUUGAAGGCGGUGGCUAAACAGCGAGGGACUCAGGGCACACCCCCAGAACAAAUAUUAUUAGACUGCUACGCAGAAGACUUGCAGUUCAAUAUGAAUGCAGAGAGGAGAAAGAAUGCCUUACAGAACUACCUUCUAUAUUUACGACAGUCUCUAGAACGGGAGAAGAAGGGAAAAGAAGGGGUGGAGAAAUUAGUCGGGGUUUAUAAAGAACGACCAAAUUUUGCUGACCAGGACGCGCAAGAGGAUGCCAGACAAAGAUUGUGCCAGGUGAUGUUUAUGAUGAAUUUCCUAGAAGCUAGUCAUUAUAAAAUAGCCUCCGUGUUAGCCAAGCUAGAAUGCCAACCAAAGCUUGAGCAUAAGUUUGCCAAGUACAUAGAAACAGUCAGGGAUAAACAGGGAAUUCCGACCAGUGUCCUGCGUCUACCAAUCAACAUAGCUCUGGAGGGGAAUUCCGGCUAUGAUGUUACCUCGGUAACUGUUGGAGCUCUAGCCAAUCAAACACAGUCUGAUCCAUACGAGGAACCAUUUGCUGAUGACGAAUUUGAGGAUGUUGUUGACAGUCACGUGAUUGGUCGAUGUCGAGCCCUUUAUGAUUAUGAUGCCAAUAGGAAUGAUGAACUGACGAUUAGAUACGGUGAUGUAAUAAACGUUUAUGAUAAACAGUUAGACGGCUGGUGGCAGGGAGAAUUACAUGGACGAGUUGGGAUAUUUCCCGCGACAUACGUGGAGGAGAUAUGAGAUAUUAUUGCACAAUAUGACACUCCGGAUAUCUCCAAAAUAUCUAAAAAUAGAUAUAAUGACCUUGACCUGGAAAUGGUUGUGUGGAACAAGUCAUCUGUUGCAGAAUUUUUUUAAGUUCAAGGACAAGAGACUCGGUGACCUUGAUAUUUGGAAAAUUGUGAUUCACAAGGUGAUCUGAAGGAAUAUUAAUUGUGACCUUUAUAUAAAGGUCUACCUCGCAGUCUGGAAAGAAAAAAACUUUCUGUUUUAAGUAUUUGAUACAGAAGGAGAUGCGUCCAUAUUUUAGUAGUGAGCCCUUGUAUAUUAUUCAAAAUUGACAUUAUAUGAUAUGAGUAAAAGGAAGUUCUAUACAAACACUUGCCAUUAAAGUGUAUUUAUAUAUAUAAAGAAGAAAAAGUGCUAUAAUUGUUGAAUUUCAUCCAGGAUGUGCUUAUGUAGGUGUAAAUGGUUUCUUGUGGGUAUGAAGCUUAACACUAUUUAUUCACUUGUUAUAUAUAAUGGUUUAUUAUUUAGUUUAUUAAUAUAUAAGCUGUGUUCAAAUGAAUUGCAUAAAAUACACAUGAAAAGCAUAAUAUGUAUGCUCCAUAUUGUUGGAAUUUCCUCCAAGAAAAUGUGUUCAUAUGCCACUUUCAUUGUUAAUGUGAAUAUUUAAUUGAAAAAUUCUUUGGCCACCAAUUUGUGAAGAUUUAAAAAAAAAAUAUAGUUGCUGUUUUAAACAUAGUCCAGGCUUUGUUGUAUGUAUCUGUUUCACUAAAAAGAACAUGAGUGUUAUAUUGUUUCAUGGAACAAAGUAUUUAGCAUGGUUAAGUACAGGUAUUCUUGUUUCCUGAUUUUUAGGGGAAGAAGAAAAAGGAAAUAAAAGGUUACUAACUUCUCAAGAUAAAAUGUCUUCCAGAAGGAUUGAGUACUUAAUUGUUACAUUAUUUCUUUCUACAUUAAUUAUUAUAUAAUUGUGAAAUUAACUUUUAAAUAUUUCAGUUGAAAAUCACAUAAGGUUGUAUAUUUCCACCUAUAAUUUUGUUGAUUUUUAUUAAAGUGUAAAAUUGAUUAGCAACUGAUUAUGUAUGAUAAUUUGAAGAAAGGACUUAUUUAAAAAAUGAUUUAAUAUAUGCUUGCUAUCAUAUUGAAUGUUGAUUUGCUAAUUCAAUCAUGAUAGAAUUCAAUCAGUU
This is a messenger RNA of Saccostrea cuccullata (small rock oyster), 2669 nucleotides long. RefSeq names its product nostrin-like. The record is from RefSeq and is a predicted model, not a curated record. Gene Ontology annotation, molecular function: protein binding. Gene Ontology annotation, cellular component: plasma membrane; cytoplasm. Lineage: Eukaryota; Metazoa; Mollusca; Bivalvia; Ostreida; Ostreidae. The transcript is spliced from 15 exons. The annotation marks the transcript as partial.